CAAUGUCAAGAGAGUUACAGACGGAACAGACGGAAAACAAAACAAAUCAAUGAAGGACAAGGCCCAUUCUUGGACAAGGAAGGACAUUGGAAUAAAAUAAACAAUCAAUUUAUUUGGCGAACGAUACCCUAUAUAGCGUAGCCAUAGAAAAUACAAAAUGGUCUUCGUUUAGUAACGAUUAUUUUAAUUAAGUACAUACAGCAGUAUAUUUUUUGUCAUCAUCAUCAACUUUCUUAAAAUUAAAGUCUGACCAUACAAGGUCUUUAUUUUGAAACAGAUCAUGUCUUGCAAUUAUGCAGAGGGCUUAUCCCCCUAUGAACAUAAGGGCAUUCUCGGCGUCCCGGAGAAAUUUGAUCCCAUAGACAAAUUCAAUGAGAAAUGUGAAAUCCUAGCUCAGCUUAUAAGGGACAGCAAGCAUGUUGUAGUCCACACGGGCGCGGGGAUCAGCACAUCAGCUGGAAUCCCUGAUUUCAGGGGACCUAAUGGUGUAUGGACUCUGGAAAGAGAAGGCAAAAAGCCCGCAGUCAAUGUGUCAUUUGCAGAUGCCAAACCGACCAAAACCCACAUGAUUCUCAAGAAGCUGGUGGAAUGCAAGAAAGUGCAUUAUGUAGUUAGUCAGAACAUUGACGGGCUACACUUGAAGUCUGGCUUGUCUAGGAGAUAUUUGGCUGAACUGCAUGGGAACAUGUUUGUUGAUGAAUGUAAUUUAUGUAAAAGACAAUUUGUUCGCAAUCGGCCAGUGGAGACGGUUGGUAAGAAGUGCAGUGGGGUUCCCUGCGCGGCGGAGUUCACCGGGGCUCGUCCGUGCCGCGGCCGGCUGUACGACGGUGUGCUGGACUGGGAACACAGCCUGCCCGACAACGAUCUGUACAUGGCAGAGUGCCACUCCAGUAUUGCAGAUUUAAGCUUAUGCUUAGGAACCACACUGCAGAUUAUACCAAGUGGAAAUCUACCUCUAGAGACUGCUAAAUAUGGCGGGAAACUAGUCAUAUGCAAUUUACAACCAACUAAACAUGACAACAAAGCAGAUUUGGUGAUCAACUAUUAUGUUGAUGAGAUAUUAGAGCGGGUUAUGAACAUAUUAGAUAUUGACAUACCAACAUACAAUGAGUGUGAUGAUUUGACAAAGUGUGCUGAGAAUACUAUUAUUGACUGGACUAUCGACAGGAAAGAUGUGCUAGGAGUGGAGAAGAUAUUCAAGGCUAAAUGUAAGGGUGUUAAAAAGAAAAGGAGUUUGAUUAAAAGUAAAAGGAAUAGUUCAGAAAUUAUAAGUAAUGAUAAUAAGUCUAAAGUGAUCAAACUUGAAGUGAAAGAAGAACAUUUGGGAAACUGCUCUAGCGAUGGUUUGGGUUUAAAUAAUGAAAUUCUAAUGCUGAAUGAAGUGAAAAGUGAACCCAAAUGUAUUUCACAAGAGGCUUAAACCCGAGUAUUAGGACUUCAAUGGAUUAGGGCAAUAUUUUAUGUAUAACAUAAUAUUUUAAGUAAAAAAUAAGUUUUAAUUUUUAUAUAAAGAAAAAUUGUUGGAUUGGAAUGGAACAAUCAGUCAUGUACUGAACAUGGAAUUAUUCCAUGUUCAGUACAUGACUGAACAUGGAAUUAGUAGGUACUGCGUACAUUAAUUCCAUGGUACUGAAUCAAUUUGAACCAUUAAGUACUCCUGGAAUGGAGAAGAUUUGAAUAGAAAAGAAUAACUAUGCUCAAAUCCCCAGGUAUUUUUUUUCUUUUUGUUGAUCUAUAAUAUGAUAUACCUAUGAUUUGAACAUUUCAAUUGUCUAGAGAUUGUUUCCAAUUGUUUACAACAGGCAAUUUAUAGAUUUAGGUUAUUGUAUAAGAAUUUGAACAAAUUUGUCAUUCAUAGUGAAUUAAAUCAAUAUUGUAAUUUUGAAUUAAACAAUAUAAAUUCAAUCUCAAAUAAUAAAAAUGUAAUAUAAUAUAAUAUAA
Molecule: messenger RNA, 1941 nt
Organism: Plodia interpunctella (Indianmeal moth)
Lineage: Eukaryota; Metazoa; Arthropoda; Insecta; Lepidoptera; Pyralidae
Gene: Sirt6
Product: Sirtuin 6
Exons: 6
Coding region: 281-1420 (379 amino acids)
Biological process (GO): negative regulation of transcription by RNA polymerase II
Cellular component (GO): nucleus
Molecular function (GO): histone H3K9 deacetylase activity, NAD-dependent; NAD+ binding; transcription corepressor activity
Source: RefSeq, a predicted model, not a curated record